AUGACCCUCUGGACUGCCACCUGGAGUCGCUUCUGCUCACGCCAGAGAACAUCACCCUAUCGACGCGCCGAGACCUCGUACUCUCAACCCGACUUCUACAUUGUCACGUCCAACAUGGGCAAGUCCAACAAGUUCGACUACUCGAACCGCGCCAACUCCGGCCUCAAGCUCGGGCAGAUCGUCGGUGGCGCUUUGCAGAAGGAAGCUGAGAAGGUCAAGAAGGAUGCCGAACGCCACUUGCAGAAGGCCCGGAAGCAGAGCCUCGACAGCCUGGGAGGCGACAUCGAUACUACUAGGCACAUCAUCGACCUCAAGGCGCCGAACAAAGAUCUAGGUGAUGAAGGAGUCUGCGCGCUUGCAGACGGGCUAGAGGAUGCUCUGAGAAACAGCAGCACCGUCGCCUCACUGGCGUUGGAAGACCUCAAUCUCUCUGGCAAUGGCAUCACCACUGUCACCCUCGCCCGACUGGCGCCCAUCAUCGAAUUGAGCGUUUUCGACCUCAAGACGCUCAACCUUGCCGACAACAAGAUCAAGGUCGAGACGGACGAUCAGGCCGAACAAUGGGAGGUCUUUCUUAAAGCCUUCCGCCACUGCUUCAAGUUGCGCAGGAUCGAUCUUAGCAGCAACACUGGCCUUAGCUCGAGAGCGCUUGAGAUUCUUGCCCGCGUCCACAUCUCCGAGGACUGGAUCGAUCCUGUCAAUCCAGGUGGUGAGAGCUCGGUGCUCUCUCUGGCUUCUCACGCAGGAGACGACGACAAUGAUACUCCGUCUGAGGUAAGCCCACAACUUGAAUAUGGAUCCAUUCCACCGUCGGACAUGUCAAACGCAAGGAUCCUCAAGCGGCGAUGUGGUCUGCGCUCUGUACCUUGCCUCACUCUCCACGACAUCGGCCUGGAUGACGCAGGCGCACUGUGGCUUUCCUACGUACUGCAAGAUCACCACUAUCCGAAUCAACUCAUGGACGAACUCAAUGCGACACAUGCGGAAUCUGCAAUCAAGACGUACCAGCAGGGCACCAGCUCGAAAGGCAUCGACUGGACCGAUAACAAGUCUGCUGGCAAGGAGGGCUUGCAGCUUCUGGAGAAGACGGAAACGCUCAGGCAGCAGAUCAUGCUUGACGGAGACACGGCAAGGACCAGAACAACGAUUCAACUCCACCAGCGCAACCGGCAACAUGGAGAAGAUCAUUCGAGCGGGCAGUCCGGCCAGCGGCGUACAUCUGGAGCGGCUCCUGGGGAUCGACGUGUCAGCAUGCGCUCCAUUCGAACGAACGAUGGUGGUGAGCACGAUCCCACGGAGCUCCAAAGCGCCAGGAGCAGGAUCCAGCGCCACAUCAUCUCCCAGGGCAACGUUCACGCGGUCGAGCUAUGGAAGGCAGCGCUCAGAAUAUUUCGGACGUCUCGUAUGCUCUUGUUCAUCGCGCCGGACAUCAGAAGCUACCUACCAGACAGCGAUAUGCCAACCAACGCGAUUGGCAGUGGCGAAGACGAAGCACCACCGGCCGACAGUCCAAUCGCACAGAGUCCGUCCCGACUCACGCUCGACACUGCAGCAGCCAACAAGCCGUCCGCCAACGGUCGAGUGUCGUGCGCUUCGAAAGCAGGACGUCAAGAGUCUUCUGAACUCGCCAUUGCCGACGCUACGAACCGACCUACCUCACCACUCAAGCUGCAGAAGUCGACGACUCGCAAAGGCGCAAGCGGAGACGUCGGGGCUGCGACUAAGAAGCUGAGCAAGCUGGCCACAAAGGCUUCCAGACAAGGAGACUUCUUGCGGUAUCAACGGCGGCGUGCUCAAGAGGCAAGGCGAGAUGGACGUGCUUUCAGGGACACCAAUGCAGCGUGCCACCUUCCAGCGGAUGUUGUUGAGCGUAUUGUGCGGCUGACAAUGACCAGUCGAGAGGUGGAUGUGUUGAGUGCGGCGCAGAAGGCUGAGGCGAUCAUGCGUGGCCAGCGAAGAGACACUUUGACGGCGGAGCGGGAAUGGCUGAAAAAGGACGAGAGCGCGCAGGUGUGGAUGUUGCUUGACAGUCUGGACUGCUUGAGCUAUGGAGAGUAG
Molecule: messenger RNA, 2058 nt
Organism: Saxophila tyrrhenica
Lineage: Eukaryota; Fungi; Ascomycota; Dothideomycetes; Mycosphaerellales; Extremaceae
Exons: 2
Coding region: 1-2058 (685 amino acids)
Molecular function (GO): GTPase activator activity
Source: RefSeq, a predicted model, not a curated record